Anastrepha obliqua is the source of this 1413-nucleotide messenger RNA. RefSeq lists its product as uncharacterized. The record is from RefSeq and is a predicted model, not a curated record. Lineage: Eukaryota; Metazoa; Arthropoda; Insecta; Diptera; Tephritidae. The coding region runs from base 1 to 1413 and encodes 470 amino acids. The transcript is spliced from 4 exons.
AUGGAUGGACUCGCACUGUCUUACCAGGUCCCGUUCCCUCUCUUCCCUCGAGGGCAGGAGAGUCGUGCAAUGAUAGACAAAUGGACAACACGGACCGACACUAACGAACUGGGGAAGUUGGGAACUUCCUCAGAGGACGAACUCUUGGCCUCCAGCCAAGAGACGGUUGAUGGCAAAGCUGUGGGCCACAGCACGCCAUCAACCCUAAAUCAACCAUCCACAUCCGCUGAUGCCAAGGGGCAAAAGCGCCAAAACGCUAAAAAAGGCCCGUCCAGGUAUAAGCUUUACCAGAGGUCUCUGACUAUUCUCGGAAGAAUAAGAAAAAAUGAGGCCGAAGGGAAAACUCAUCCAAAGGACGCGGCCGAUAAGGCAAGGUGCCAAAAGGUGGUCGAUGAGUACCUGGCGUUCCAGGCCACCCAGAAGGCAGAAGCCGUGAAACGCAAUCGUUCGCAGGACGAAAGCGACAAACCAACGAAGAAGCACAAAGUGUCGGUUCACACAGCUUCAAUACUAAAACCAACCAAACGCUCAUUUAAUGAGGUGGCACGGGAUCACCUGCAAAUAGCGCUGGUUGACGAAAUAACUAACCGCGGUAAACCUGCAUCGGAUAAGUGGUCCGAAAUCGAGGCACGGCUGUCCCGCAUUGUCGUCGAUCACGUCAUGGCAAACCCGGAGGGUCAUGUGCCAGGAUUUGAUUCAAUGGAGGUGGUCCGCGGAUACAGGGUGAUCAAGUGCGAUGAUCAACUCUCCCUUAACUUCCUGCAAACAGUUGUGGGCAAAAUCCAGAGCGACUGGGAAGGUUUGAGGCUCAAACUAAUCCCGGCCAGCGAAAUCCCUCGACGGCCGAGGGCUCGCAUCUGGAUUCCGAACAUGGAAUUCGAAGCUAAGCAACUUAUUCCAUACCUGCAGGCACACAACCGCACUGUUCCGAUGAAUGACUGGAGCAUCAUCAAAGCGGAGGCUCCGCAAAAGAACAGUGUGUCCUUCCUUCUCCAAAUAUCGGAGGAGGGCAUCGAGCCACUGGGAAAAGUGGACAAUAAACUUCGGUUCGGCGUCAGGAAAACGCAACUGAAGAUAUUCCGAUCUGCAAAUCCGGAGGAUGAACAGGACGAGGUGGACGGCGCCAACGUGUUGCUCACAGGCAUGCAACUUGACGACGCCGCAUCUACCAAAAACGAUGGCGCUAAUGAGCAGCACCCGGGAGAUGUGACGGCUGUGGAGGUAGAAGCCGCUGACGGUGUCGGCAUCAUAUUGGCUUCCAUCUACAUGGCACAUGAUCGGCCAGCACCACCCGAGGAGGCUCGUCGGCUCGUGCGUGAAGCCAGAAACAAGAACCUGCUGCUCGGAUGCGAUGCCAACGCGAGGCAUGCGUUGUGGGGAAGCUCCGAGACAAACGACCGAGCGUUAAGUUAA